AUGAUACGGGAAGAAAAAAAUUUGAUUGAAAAAUCAAAAAUCCGUAAAGUUACAACAAAAAGGAUUAGAAAUGGAGCAUGUUUUGAGGUGGAACAGGCUCUUUUAAUAUGGUUCAAUAGAAUUAGAGAGUCUGGUGGUGUUAUAUCGGCUAACAUGUUGAUGGAAAAAGCAAAGCAGUUUGCCAUACAAAUGAAUAAAGAUUUUAAUCCCAGUCGCGGUUGGUUGUGGCGCUGGCAAAAAAGAGAGAAUAUUUUGUUCAAAAAAAUACAGGGCGAAAGUAAUUCAGCAGAUUAUGAAAAUGCCAACAACUACACAGAAACACUCCUACCCAAUUUAAUUUCCAAUUAUGAUGCAGAAAACAUAUUUAAUGCCGAUGAAACGAGCUUGUUUUUCAAGGCAUUACCUACAUCAACUCUCAGUAAAACAAAAGAUCCAGUGAAAGGUUUUAAAUCACUUAAAGAAAGAUUGACAUUACUUUUUAUUUGUAAUUUAACGGGCGAUUAUAAAAAAGUAAUAGCGAUAGGCAAACCCAAAAAUCCUCGCUGCUUUAAAAACAAAAUUCUACCCAUCCAAUACUACUCCCAAAACAAAGCAUGGAUGGUAGGAUCAAUUUGGGAAGAUAUUUUAACAUCUUUAGAGGAGGAGAUGGAAAAAAAUAAUAGAAAAAUUAUUUUAUUCGUAGAUAAUGCUGGCUGCCACAAAACUUCCAGAAAUUUUAGUAACAUUAACAUACAAUUUUUACCUCUGAAUACAACAUCAAUUACCCAGCCAUUGGAUCAAGGGAUUAUUCGCUGUUUCAAGGUGCAUUACAGGCAAAAUAUCUUGCGAAAGCAAAUUGCUGCAAUUGAAAGAGAGGAGACACUUGCGCAAUUUUCGAAAAAUAUUAAUCUAUUUCACGCGUUGCAUAUGGUUAAAAGAGCUUGGUGGUUGAGUAAAUUUAUUCCCUCUAACGCACCAAUAAUUGAAAAUUCUAAUGAAGAUUGUGAAAAUUUUAAUGAAGACUGUUUGAUGACUGAUUUUGAUUUUGGUGGAUUAAUGGAACGAAAUGAAUUUGAUGGCUAUGUAGCAAUCGAUGAAGAAAUUGAAUGUUAUGGUCAGCCUAACGACCAGGAAAUAAUUCAAGAAGUUUCUUCCAUUGGUCUUGAUGAAGACCUUGAAACAACAAGCGAUAAUGAAACUGAGACUUAUGAUGCAAUUCCUACUAUUAAGGACGUCUUAAACGGCAUAAACAUUGUACGGAAAUUUUUUAUCCCACAAAAUAAAUUUAUUGAAAACUUAGAUGAAAUGGAAACCUUUAUUAUUAAGAAUCAUUACAAACAUAACCAAACGAAAAUUACAAAUUUUUUUAAAUAG
Messenger RNA from Condylostylus longicornis, 1353 nucleotides. Its product is annotated as tigger transposable element-derived protein 6-like. NCBI's taxonomy places the organism in Eukaryota, Metazoa, Arthropoda, Insecta, Diptera, Dolichopodidae. The record is from RefSeq and is a predicted model, not a curated record. The transcript is spliced from 2 exons. Gene Ontology annotation, molecular function: DNA binding. The coding region runs from base 1 to 1353 and encodes 450 amino acids. Gene Ontology annotation, cellular component: nucleus.